Molecule: messenger RNA, 1749 nt
Organism: Fomitopsis serialis
Lineage: Eukaryota; Fungi; Basidiomycota; Agaricomycetes; Polyporales; Fomitopsidaceae
Exons: 5
Source: RefSeq, a predicted model, not a curated record
AGAUGCGCAUCAAGUUGCAGAGCUUUCCCCCCCUCCCUAUCUGUAGAGCGUGGUUCAGCGUUCAUUCGGCGACCACGGUAGAGGAACUCAAGUCCGUGCUAUGCAAAGAACUACCGGCGUUACUCGAUAGUGACCUGGAGUCGCGAGAGAUAGAUCUUGUGCUGGAUGACUUCGAGCUUCUUGACUUCAGUCCGAUCGACGUAAUCAGGGAUGGCGACCUCAUUCUCAUAAAGCAAAGGAGCUCUGUUGCUGGCAAGCGCAAAGCUUUGGAUGAUGGAAGCGCUACCCGAAAGCGCGUGAAGCGGUCAGAGGACGCGAAUCAGCCAGCACAAACCAAGAAGACUCCGUCUCAGAAGAGUCAGCAGCCCAGAUACCCUCACAAUACGACUGCCCUUCAUACGAUGCGCUCGAGCUCCUCGAGCUCCGAGUCUAUCAGCAGCUCGAGCUCAGAAUCAUCAGGCUCAGACUCCAGCAGCUCUGCAUCUUCAUCCGAGAGCGAGAGCUCGUCGUCUGACUCUGAUGGCUCUGAUUCUUCAUCGUCUGCGCCCUCCUCGGCCCCACCCGACCAAACGGCAAAUACGACAGAAAUCUUUGUGCCGCCUGGCCUUGGCAAACCCGCAACUCAUAGCCGCAAUGUCCGUCGUCGACGCAAGCAAAUGUUCGAGCGCUUGGCAACCACCGCUGAACCAGCGAGCGUGAACGAGAUACCCUUGGGCGCACGAGCACAGACUGUCCCGACAGUUCCGCCACCUGCUCCCGUCCAAGCACCAGUUGCACAGAACGGACAAGGGCCCGCCGCUCAGGACGGAAAACCGCCUAUCGUAUUCUCAUCAGCAGCAGAGGAAGCAGCUGUGGAGCGAACACUGCAGGAGGCGAUACCCUUCACGAAUACCGAGGAUCGGGAGGUCCUUGCGACGUUCUCGCGGCUGGUGCCACCAUCAGAAAAGCAAGAGAAAGGCUUGCUUCCGGCGAACAUGUUUGUGACAAGUGUGGACGUCGAGGCUGAUUUGCCUCGGAGGAAGAAGACGAAGAAAAAGAGGCAGGAGCCAGCUGUUGACUACGAAGAGGAUAUGGCGGAAGAUAUCGAGCUGCCGUAUGACGACCCAGUGGAAGCUGAGGCCGCUGUCAUUCCUUCGAACGGCGAGACUGGCUCAGCUGGCUCGUCUACCACGAUCAAUCGAGAAGAAGUCGAGUCGAAUUGGUCUUCGAUGUCAAAGAUCAGCGAAGCAUCACAAGUAACGGCGGGCAUGUUUGUCGCAUGGAAGGAACUGGGUAUCAAUCCCCAUACGUUUACUCCCGAAAUGCUCCUCAAUGUUGGCCGAGUGGUGAGCUGUGAACACCAGCUUGUUGUGGAGCAGCACGCCGAGCACGCUGCCACCGAGGUCUCUUUCGGUGGUCUGAUCACCACGGAGGACGAGCAGAACGUGGAGUUGGAGUACGAUUGGGUGGAUGCGUUCCAAGGUGAUUGGCGGAUCAUACAUGCGUAACGUACGAGCCUUCAUGACCGUACUAAACGUCAAUCUAUGGAAGGGCUGGUGCAAUGUGGUGCUAUAGCUAUGUGUCUGCGGUACGGAGUGAAGAGUGAGACUGGAGAUAUGCGUGCGAUACAUAUGUAUUGCGACAUGGUGAAUGAGUGACGAGGAUAUAUAACAGGAUGGUACAUGGGGAACGUGAAAAUCGGCACGACAGUAGAGUCAAUCCGCCUUACAUACAUUUACAUACAUACGUAGAUAAAAAUUUGAUAAACCG